This is a messenger RNA of Daucus carota subsp. sativus, 887 nucleotides long. RefSeq lists its product as uncharacterized. The coding region runs from base 244 to 714 and encodes 156 amino acids. Lineage: Eukaryota; Viridiplantae; Streptophyta; Magnoliopsida; Apiales; Apiaceae. The transcript has 6 exons. The record is from RefSeq and is a predicted model, not a curated record.
GGUCAGGAACUUCAGCAGCAGAUCAACGGUUUACAGCAACAGCUCAUGAUGGUCGAGGAGCAAUUGAGGAUAUUCGAGCCUGAUCCACUUCGAUUUACUUCCAUGGAUGAACUUGAAUCCUGCGAAAAAAAUCUUUCCAAGGCAUUAAAGCGUGUCUCUGAGUGAAAGAAAUACCUUCUGAGUAACCAUCUAUCAACUUAUGAUCCAUCAACUCUGCAGCAAAUAAACUCAGCCGUAAAGCUAAUGUUCGAGGCCCAAAAUGGAACCAAUUCAUUUGGAAACAACGCGAUGAACUGCUGGCAAGAGAUGAAUGGUAAUAAUAACGGUGGAGUUAGCGGUCACAAUCACGAAAAUAUUUUAGUAUCCCCUGACACUACUUGCAUGCCUUUGAGCAAUUCCCCGCCAGGAGUGUAUGAAUCAACGAGUACUAACAAUGGGGAGACACAGAGUGUGGGAGUGCAUCACAUAAACAAUCCAGGUGAAGAAGAAUGUCUCCAACAAUGGCAGCAUCAGUCAAGUCAUGAUUUCCUCAAUGCUCUAUUGCCUCCGCAUGACUCCUUCUCUCUCGUCAAGGACGAAUUGCUACCUAAUUCAAUGCUGACACCCUUGAUUCAGCAGCAGCCAAUCGACAAGGCUUCACCAAGUGUACAACUCCCAUCCAGCGAGGAAAGUGCAAAUUAUGAGCACAAGCUAAAGCUACCAAAGAUUAACUAGCAUGGAUUAAUAUGUAAUGUUCCAUUUCCUCUAGAAAUUGACUUCAAACACAUUGUAGGUUGAUAAUGGUCAUUUUGUAUGGGUGCUUAAACCACAGAUUGUUGUUAGCUAUUGUACUAAUCGAAACUACAGUUACUACUUAUCAAUAUUUGUAUAUAUAUUAAUGUAUUAAU